Molecule: messenger RNA, 1191 nt
Organism: Kluyveromyces lactis
Lineage: Eukaryota; Fungi; Ascomycota; Saccharomycetes; Saccharomycetales; Saccharomycetaceae
Gene: RMD5
Product: ubiquitin-protein ligase RMD5
Exons: 1
Coding region: 1-1191 (396 amino acids)
Biological process (GO): proteasome-mediated ubiquitin-dependent protein catabolic process
Cellular component (GO): cytoplasm; GID complex; nucleus
Molecular function (GO): ubiquitin protein ligase activity
Source: RefSeq, a predicted model, not a curated record
AUGUCGACUUUGCUAGAGACUUUAGAUCAACAAUGGGUCAAUUCCAGAUUAUACGUUGAUAAAGACGAGCGCAGGACCCAGCUUGGGAAAUGUGUUGAAGAAGUGCACGACUUUAAGAUCCAGUUGAAGAAAUUGAAAGCGCAUUUGCUGAAGCAUGGAUCAAGUCCACAGAAACGUCUUGUUAUUAGGGAGAAACUAGCGAAAUCUCAUAAGAACUGGGAUUCUUCCAUGAAGAAAUCCUUAAACUCUUCUAUCAGCACUUACCGGAAGUUUUCAAAGGCGUGCGUCAAGCCCUUGAAUGAGUUUCAAUUGGAUUCUGUUUAUGUGAACAAGAUAAACCCUCAGAAAUUGUACUAUUUGGAUACGGCGAUCUUUUCUCACAUCGCAAGGUAUUAUACUAAUAUGGCUGUAGGAACCACGUCAGAUGAAAUGCUGAAGUAUUUGCACUCUACGUAUAGGAUCCCCAGAUCUAUUGCAAUGGAUUAUAUAGAAAUGGCCAACAUUGUUAAAGAAAUGAGAUCAGGCAACUUGAAUACCUGUAUCCGAUGGUGUCAGGAUAAUAACCUGGAAGUACUUCAUUUCCAAUUACAUUACCUAAACGCGAUGUCAUUGUUGUCUGAAAAUAAACCUAUGGAGUGCUACUUGUAUAUACAGACGAACUUGGCGUCGACAGUGAGUAAAAGUUCUCAACUACGGAUGGCUAGACCUGUGUCCGCAUUGUUGGCUAAAAUUGUCAUUGGAGAUACAAUACCAGCCUCAAAAGUAGAUGCAUACUUGGAGACGUGCGUGGAGUGUUUCACGAAACAGUAUUGUCUACAGAACAAACUUCCUUUACAUUCAGCGUUAUUCCUUGUCGUGCUAAGUGGGGUUAUCGGUUUCCAAGUGUUCACUAAAUAUGAAGCCAUUAGGAAAGUAUCUCAUGUGGACUGGUCCACUGCUGAUGAAUUACCGUUUCACGUCAAGCUGCCACCCUUCUUGUCGAACUAUCACCCUAUAUUCAUAUGUCCGGUAUUGAAAGAAGAGACUACGAAGGAAAACCCACCUUAUUCUUUGCCCUGUCAUCACGUUCUUUCCAAGAAAAGUCUGGAUAAAUUAAGCAAGAACGGGACUUGUAAUUUCAAAUGUCCUUAUUGUCCAGUGAUGUCGACUAAGGUGAAAACAAAGAGAGUGAGCUUUAUGAAAUUGCCAUGA